GGGCAGUAAAUAAAACCAAGCUUACUCUUGCGGCCGGUCUCCUUUUUUUAUGUAAUAGAUCGGCAAACGAGCUGACGGAUUACCUGAUGUUUGCAAUCAUGGAUGUGGAGAACGCCAAUUGUAAGGUGAGGGUAUCACAGUGCGCCGACAUGGAAGUACUGCCUAUCGAGAAGCCGUUGAAGAUUGAUGUCGAAAUUACUGGAUUGGAGAAGUUAAUUGAGGAGCUACAUAGGGUGUUCUCACACGACCACGUCAAUGUACAGGAUGUUCAGAAAUUGAUGGCCGGAUAUAAAUCUGAUCCUAAAGAUUGGAGCAAAUUCGCUAAAUUUGACCGUUUUAGGUACACAAGAAACCUGGUAGACGCUGGAAAUGGAGCCUUUAACAUCAUGAUCCUGUGCUGGGGACCAGGACAUGCGUCAGCCAUCCACGAUCAUGCUGACUCUCAUUGCUUUAUGAAACUCCUUAGUGGGAGUUUGGAGGAAGUAAGAUACGAGUGGCCUGAAAACGUUCAGCCGGAAGUUAUGAAGGUUUUAAAUAACAAUAAGCCGCGAAGAAAAUGCUGUUCAGAAAGCCAAGAUCUGCCUGACAGUGUAUCCGAACUGAAAAUCAAUGAAACCUGUCAACGUGAGAACUGUCAAUGUGACAGCUGUCAGAGCAAGAGUGACAGGUGUCAAGAGAAGAAUGACAGGUGUCAAAAGAAGAAUGACAGCUGUCAGGGAAAGAGAGAAGAGUAUGGUAGUGAUGAUGAUGAAGGGUAUGAUGCUGAGGAUAUGAAGGUCAGAGGUAGAACAAGAAUGGAAAUCAACGAUGUCUGUUAUAUUAAUGAUGCACUGGGUCUUCAUCGAGUUGAGAAUCCUUCCCACGUCGAUGGUGCAGUGUCCUUACAUCUCUACUGUCCACCUUUCGACAGCUGCCGUGUAUUUGACGCUAGGACCGGUAAACCAACCCAAGUUAAAGUCACCUUCUGGUCCAUGUACGGGAAGAAGAUUAAGAGGGUCAUAGAAGCCAACGAUGCCGCUGACAGUCAGUAAAACCUGUACACAGUCAAAAAUUCA
Molecule: messenger RNA, 1055 nt
Organism: Spodoptera exigua (beet armyworm)
Lineage: Eukaryota; Metazoa; Arthropoda; Insecta; Lepidoptera; Noctuidae
Source: the annotation of a GenBank genome assembly